Chionomys nivalis (European snow vole) is the source of this 2085-nucleotide messenger RNA. RefSeq names its product zinc finger protein 431-like. Bases 1 to 2085 code for a protein of 694 amino acids. Lineage: Eukaryota; Metazoa; Chordata; Mammalia; Rodentia; Cricetidae. Gene Ontology annotation, molecular function: DNA-binding transcription factor activity, RNA polymerase II-specific; RNA polymerase II cis-regulatory region sequence-specific DNA binding. Gene Ontology annotation, biological process: regulation of DNA-templated transcription. The record is from RefSeq and is a predicted model, not a curated record. The transcript is spliced from 4 exons.
AUGUGGACGAAGGCAGUGACCUAUGAUGAUGUGCAUAUCAACUUCACUUGGGAAGAGUGGAAUUUGCUGGAUCCUUCCCAGAAGAAUCUGUACAAAGAUGUGAUGCUGGAGACCUACAGGAACCUCACUAUUAUAGGAUACAUUUGGGAAGAACAUAAUAGUAAAAAACAUUGUCAACUUUCUAGAAGACAUGAAAGGAUUAAAAGAAAUAAUUCUGGAAAGAAACUUUCAGUACAUCCUCAAUGUUUUAAAGCCUUGGCAUAUGAUAGUCAGGUUCAGAGGAAUAAAAGAACACAUGAUAGUGAGAAAUCCUAUGAAUCUAAUCAGUGUUGUAAAGCCUUUGCUAAUCACAAUUCUUUUCAAAUGCACAAAAGAACACAAACUGAAGAGAAACCCUGUGGAUGUAAUCAGUGUGGUAAGGCCUUUGCAUAUCACAGUGAUCUUCAAAGGCAUAAAAGAACACAUACUGGAGAGAAACCCUAUGAAUGUAAUCAGUGUUGUAAGGCCUUUGCUCGACACAGUCAUCUUCAAAUACAUGAAAGAACACAUACUGGAGAGAAACCCUUUGAAUGUAAUCACUGUGGUAAGGCCUUUGCUCAACACAGUCUUCUUCAAAAGCAUAAGAGAACACAUACUGGAGAGAAACCCUAUGAAUGUAAUCAGUGUGGUAAGGCCUUUGUUCAACACAGUAAUCUUCAAACACAUGAAAGAACACAUACUGGAGAGAAACCUUUUGAAUGUAAUCAGUGUGGUAAGGCCUUUGCUCAACACAGUAAUCUUCAAUUGCAUAAAAGAACACACACUGGAGAGAAACCCUAUGAAUGUAGUCAGUGUGGUAAGACCUUUUCUCAACAUAGUAGUCUUCAAAAGCAUAAAAGAACACACACUGGAGAUAAACCCUAUGAAUGUAAUCAAUGUGGUAAGGCCUUUGCUCAACACAGUCAUCUUCAAAACCAUAAAAGAACACAUACUGGAGAGAAACCCUAUGAAUGUAAUCAAUGUGGUAAGGCCUUUGCUCAACACAGUCAUCUUCAAGUACAUGAAAGAACACAUACUGGAGAGAAACCCUUUGAAUGUAAUCAGUGUGGUAAGGCCUUUGCAUGUCACAGAAAUCUUCAAAAGCAUAAAAGAGUACAUACUGGAGAUAAACCAUAUGAAUGUAAUCAGUGUGGUAAGGCCUUUGGACAGCUUCAUACUCUUCAGUUGCAUGAAAGAACACAUACUGGUGAGAAACCUUAUGAAUGUAUUCAGUGUGGUAAGGCCUUUGCUCAACACAGUCAUCUUCAAAUACAUGAAAGAACACACACUGGAGAGAAACCCUAUGAAUGUAAUCACUGUGGUAAAUCCUUUGCGCAACAGGGUACUCUUCAAAUACAUGAAAGAAUACACACUGGAGAGAAACCCUAUGAAUGUAAUCAGUGUGGUAAAGCUUUUGCACAAUACCGUUGUCUUCAAUCGCAUAAAAGAACACACACUGGAGAGAAACCUUAUGAAUGUAAUCAGUGUGGUAAGGCAUUUGGACAUCCCCAUACUCUUCAAUUGCAUAAAAGAACACAUACUGGAGAGAAACCCUAUGUAUGUAGUCAGUGUGUUAAGGCCUUUGCUCGACACAGUCAUCUUCAAAAGCACAAAAGAACACAUACUGGAGAGAAACCCUAUGAAUGUAAUCAGUGCGGUAAGGCCUUUGCAUAUAACAGUGAUCUUCAAAGGCAUAAAAGAACACAUACUGGAGAGAAACCCUAUGAAUGUAAUCAGUGUUGUAAGGCCUUUGCUCGACACAGUCAUCUUCAAAUACAUGAAAGAACACAUACUGGAGAGAAACCCUUUGAAUGUAAUGACUGUGGUAAGGCCUUUGCUCAACACAGUCAUCUUCAAAACCAUAAAAGAAGACAUACUGGAGAGAAACUAUAUGAAUGUAAUCAGUGUGGUAAGGCCUUUGGACAGCUUCAUACUCUUCAAUUGCAUGAAAGAACACAUGCUGGUGAGAAACCCUAUGAAUGUAGUCAGUGUGGUAAGGCCUUUGCUCAACACAAUGCUCUUCAAAAGCAUCAAAGAACACACAUCGGUGCAAAACAGUAUGCAUGA